Molecule: messenger RNA, 7651 nt
Organism: Peromyscus maniculatus bairdii (prairie deer mouse)
Lineage: Eukaryota; Metazoa; Chordata; Mammalia; Rodentia; Cricetidae
Source: RefSeq, a predicted model, not a curated record
GUGGGCCCUUAAGACAUAGGAGUACUUAUUGUUAUGCGACAGCCAGGGUGUGGGGGGGAGCUGGUUAUGAAUCAGAGGAGUGGGUGGCCCUGCCUCCUGUCAUGGAGGGCACUGCAGCAGGGGCCUGGGCCUGGGCCCCUCUUUGCCGUCAUGUUGGGGGAGCUGAUGUUUCUUCUGAGGAGCUUCCAUGGCUUUCUGGCUUCUUCUGGCACGAUAGGAGCAGUCUUGGCUUGGCUGCUAAGCUCUAAACCAGCCUUAUUUGGCUUCCUCUUCCUUCUGCUAUUGCUCAGCAACUGGCUGGUCAAGCAUGAGCUCAGUCGGGCUCCCUUCCAGCCCCAGACGGAGGUGGCCGAACCAACAGCGGUGGCUCCAUUGCUCUUUCCCAACGACACUGCCAUGAACAACAAAGAGCUGGAGAAGAUGAAUGCUUGCUUCGCCCUCCAGGAUAAGGUCCUUGAACGGCUGUUGUUCAGUGAGAUGAAGCUGAACGUCUUGGAAAAUCAGAUGUUCAUCAUAUGGAAUAAAAUGAGCCGCCGCCGCCGGUGGACCAGCAGACGCCGGAACUUCUCCAGGAGGCCGCUCAGGACAAGAAGGAAUGACUCUACUUUUUCCACCAUGUCUAACUAUACUACCAAUACCCUCACUGAAUGCAACUGAAAUAGGCUAGCCUCUGCUGAUGUGUCUUCACCCUGUGUGUGAGUCUGGUUUUGUUGUUGCCGCUGCUCUCACAAAAUGCCCGAAGCCUGGGAACUUAUAAAGAAAAGAGCAUUUAUUUCACAGUACUGGAAAUAUCCAAGAACGUGAUGCUAACAGUAGCUUUUUGUGAGGACUUCAAAGAAGAUAGCAACUCAUUGUGUGUGUGUGUGUGUGAGAGAGAGAGAGAGAGAGACAGACAGACAGACAGACAGACAGACAGACAGAGACACAUAGAGAGAGAUAUCACUUGGUGAGAAAGGAAGUAAAAGAGAGCCAGGAAAGCCAAAGCUGCUUUAUAACAACUUCUCCUGCAUUAGGGAUGUAGCUCAGUGGUAGAGCACUUGCCUAGGAUAUAUAAGGUCUUGGGUUCAAUCCCCAGUAUUUCCAAAAAGAAGACAACAAAACAACACUCUCUUUGGCUCAUCAAGUUAAGGCACUUCCCACCAGGUUACCCUGACAACCUGAGUUCAAUUUCUAGAACUCACAUGGUUCAGGGAGAGAAAUGACCCCUGCAAAUUGUCCUCUGACCUCCACACUUGUCGUGAACAUACACAUGAACACAUACACAAAAUAAUAAAUAAAUAAAAUAAACAGCAAACACCUUCUCUCCUUCUCUUGAGGUAACCAGCCCAGCACUAGACUGUUGAUGUGGUAAAAAAAAAAAAAAAAAAAAAAAAAAAACCACCAUGAUUAAAAGCAACCUGGGAAGGAAAGGGUUUAUUUCUAUUGCACUUCCUUUAGGGAACUCAAGCAGGGCAGGGACCUGGAAUAGGAUCUGAAGCAGAGACCAUGGAGGAACCCUGCCUACUGGCUCAGUCAGCCACCUUUCUUUGUAUUUUUUUCUUUUGAGACAGAGUCUCACUAUAUAGACCCAACUGGCCUGGAACUCACUCUGUAGACCAGGCUGGCUUUGAACUCACAGAGAUCCACCUGCCUCUGCCACCUGAGUGCUGGGAUUAAAGGCGUGCACCACUAUAUCUAGCCCUCAACUACCUUUCUUAUAAAGCUCGGGCCCACUUCCCAGAGAUGCUGCUGCCCACAGUGAACCUGGCCCUUGUACAUCAGUUAGCAAUCAAGAAAGCGCCCAUGGACCAACCUGGUAGAGCCAAUUCUUCAGCUGAGGGUCCCUCUUCCCAGGUGUUGUGUUGAUGACUAAGAUCAGCCGCCACACCCCUCUUGCAGAGGACCUGGGUCCAGUUCCCGGCACCCACAUCAGGAGGCUCACAACUGCCUGCAGUUCCAGCUCCAGGGGAUCCAACAUCCUUCUCUGGUCUCCCUGGGUACCUGCAUACAUGUGGGAUGCACACACACACACAGGCACACACAUAUACAUUUAAAAAGGAAUCUUAAAACGUUUUGCUUUAGUUAUUUAUGUGUGUGCAUGCAUCCUGAGGCUCCAACUCCGAUUGUCAGGCUGGGCAGCACGUGCCUGCCCCCACUGAAUGUCUUGCUAGCCCUGAAUUGUACUUUUGAACUUUGUGUUCCAUGGCUCCUUAGACAUGUUUCUCAGCUCUUUUUUGUCAUCAGAUCGUCGUGGCGGGGGCAGAUGCUGCACUUUUCCUCCAGUACCUGGUUCGAGUGAAUGUAGUAACAUACAGCUGUGACUGCUCUGAGUGACAGCCAGGGCCUUCCAUGCGACUUCCCACAUGUGUUUGUGGCUAGGAAUCUCAGCUAGAAAACUCAUUUCAGUUCAUCACACCUCUUUUCAUUCUACUUUCUUCUCCUUUUUUAAAUAUGUAUGAGUAUUUUGCCUGCCUAUGUAUACAUGCAACACCUCUGUGUCUGGUACCUCUUUAGGCCAGAAGCUGGCAUUGGAUCCCCAGGAACUGGAGUUACAGACAGUUGUGAGCUGUCAUGUGGGUGCUAGGAAUUGGAUCCAUGUCCUCUGGAAGAACAGCCAAGGCUCUAAACCACUGUGCAAUCUCUCCAGCCCAUGUUUUGAAUGUUAUCUCCCCGCUGAGAAGAGGCCCACAAAAGAGUGAUAAUUACAGUGACUUCCUCAGGCACUCCUGGUAUGCAGCGGCCCGUCUGCUCUACCUGUGACUCUUGUCUUACUCAGCUUCUGCUCCCACACCACUAGGGCAGUGUCUUUAUCACCCAUGCACGGCUCGAGGUCCAAGAAAAGACAGUAUCUGAUCAAAGUCACACCAUUACUAGGAGCACCGCGGGGGUUUGAACUCUGUGGUCUGGCCCGAGGGUCCUGCAAUGGGUGGAGCCUAAACUGUGCAGUCCAAGGAACUUACAUUUCCCCAAAAAUCAAGAGACAGUGGGGGGUGGGGUGGGGUGGUGGUGGUGGAAGGGGUGGAGAGAUGGCUCUGUGGUGCACUUGCUUUUGCAGAGGACCUGAGUUUGGCUCCCAGAACCCAUGUCAGACAGCUAACAGCUACCUGUAACUCCAUCUUCAGGGGAUAUGACACCCUCUUCUGAACUCCACAGGGCACUACACUUAUGUGCACAAAGCUAUAUACACCGAUACACACAAAUACAUAAUUAAAAAGAAAAUACUUUAGAGGGAGAGACAGCCAGGAUGAUAUAUCUCAUGCAGAAAGAGGAUAGAUAAUUCCUCCCUUCCUGGCUGGUGUGUGUGUGUGUGUGUGUGUGUGUGUGUGAGAGAGAGAGAGAGAGAGAGAGAGAGAGAGAGAGAGAGAGAGAGAGAUCCUCCUUGUUUCUUGGGUACAGAACUUAAGAGCGAUUCUCUAGUAAAAUACAGAAGCAAGCUGGGACCGAGAUCUUACCCAUGUACAUCUGCUGCCACCUCGUGGUGACAUUUCUGUAUGACACGGUGUGGAUUCUCUUCUGGCUGAACUAGGAGUAACCCUGGCUUGCAGGUGAGAAAUAGCUGCUUCCAGAGCUGGGCCAAGUGGAGUAUCCAGGAGGAGCCCCGCAGAAGACGGGUGGGUGUUCCGAAGGGGAGGCUCGCAGGUCCUGCAGAGAGCUGACUCAGAUCAUCAGGCCUAGCUUUGACAUGCUAUGCUCGCCCUGGAGGACCUCAUGGUCGGUCAGAUUCCCGGGGGGCUCCGGUGCUCCAACCUUAGCCCUGGCACUUCCUGGGAACUUCACAUCUCUGGACGUCAGCUUCUUUGGAUGGAAUAGCUUCUGCUUUGUGCAACUGCAGUGCAGGUCAAAGACACAGGGCCUGUAAGAUGGCUAGGCAGGGUCUCCUGGGCUGCCGGCCUGAAUCCUCAAGGAGCUGGGAUCUUCCAUGCCUUGGGGAGGAUGAAGACUUGGGCCUGCUACCAGCCCCGUCUCCUCAAAGGGAAAAAGAAAUGGUUUUUGCAGGCCCUCAGCGCCUUCCUCUUCCUGUUCUCAGUGGCCAUGACUGGCUGCUUCCUAUGGCAGUACCACCUCCCCAAGCUGCAGACCGGUUCCUUGAAGCCAGCGGUGACCCCAGCCCCGGUGAAGAUGUGUCCCCGGCACCCUGAGCUUGUGCCUCUGGUUCACCCCCUCCCGGUGCUGAAGGAGGCCUUGGAGAAGGUGGAUGGAAUUCUGCGCAAGGCAAUGCUGGCCCCAGGCCUGGCUGCCAUGUCCGCUCUUGUCAUCCACAACGACACCGUGCUCUGGACUGGGAACUUCGGAAAGAAGAACGGCUCAGAUCCAAAUUCUGGAACCCCUAAUGAGUAUACUAUGUACCGGAUUGCCAGCAUCUCCAAGCUCUUUCCCGUGCUUAUGCUGUACCGCCUAUGGGAGGAGGGCAUCGUGGCCUCCCUGGACGACCCUCUGGAGCGCUAUGCCAGCACCUUCUCCAUCAACAACCCGCUGGGCAAGGCCCAAGACCCCGAACCACAGGGCCCAAUGGGGGAAUUUGAAGAGAUGGGCUCCCUCCCGAGGCCUUCUUCUGUCACUCUGCGGAGGAUGGCCAGUCAGCUGUCAGGACUUCCCCGAAGGCUGCGGGGCACUUCGCUGCUGUGGAGAGGCAGCACCCAGGAGGCUCUGAGCCUGCUCAGGGAUGAUGUCCUGGUGGCUGACCCAGGAACCAGAUGCCACUACAGCACGCUGGCCUUCUCGCUCCUGGCCCAUGUGCUGGCUGCGCACACGGCACAGGGCGACUACGAACGCUGGGUAUCUGAGCAGGUCCUGGAGCCGCUGGGGAUGAGCGACACUGGCUUUGCACUGACCGGAGCUGUGCGCUCUCGCCUGGCUGCCGGCUUCUAUGGCAGCGGCCGGUCCGCGCCACUCUAUGAUCUGGGCUGGUACCGGCCAUCGGGCCAGAUGUACUCGACGGCUGCAGACCUGGCCAGGCUGGCGGCCGCGCUACUGGGUGCAGGGCCCCGACGGCUGCUGCGGCCCGACAGCCUGGCCACACUGCUGUCACCGCUGCGCGCCUGUGCCCACGGCUACUUUGCUCGCGAAACCGGCACACCUUGGGAGUUCCACGAGCGGCGCGGAUACCGAGUGGCGCGCAAGGACGGCGACCUGGAUGGCUACGCCGCCAGCCUGGCACUUGUGCCACCGCUGCGCUUAGGGUUUGUGCUGUUGCUGGCUGGGCCGCGCCCACCCACGCAGGACCUGGUAGCCGACGCCCUGGACAUGCUGCUGCCUGCUCUGGAGCGCGCGUUGCGCGAUGCUGAUCGCGCCCCCGCGCCCCCGCCCCGCGCGCGCCCGUUCUCUGGCUUCUUCACCUUCGCCAAUCGCACCUUCUACGAGGUGCGUGCCGCGGGGCCGCGGGGCGAGCUGCGCUUGCGCCAGUUUGGGCCGCGCGUGGAGGCGCUCGUGCCUGCUGCCUUCCGAUCGCUCGCCCUGCGCCACGUGCGCGGCCGCGUCUUCCAGCUGCACGUGGCGCGCGAGUUCCCAUGCACGCUGCCGCUCGCAGAUGCCUGGCUGUCUCUGGAGGCGCAGCACGGGCAGCUGGUGCGUUUCUACCCGUUGGAUCGCCACGGGCUGGCGCCAGGCUUCGACGUGCCGGGACUCAACACUUACGGUGUGCUACGCUUGCAGCGCAGGCCGGUGUUCGGCUCCCAGUAAGCUGGGUAUUCCCCUCUCCCCCUGCGCGUGAGCCCCCCACGCCCACGCCCACCCAUGACUUUGCACUGCCCAGGCAUGCAACCCUCUUCAUGUCUUCAGUCUGUCCUUACCGGCCUGCAGCUCUCCUCUGCAUGAUGUCUAUCCAGCUCCAGCCUUGCCCUUCCUCCAGCUUCCCACCCGAGGUUGGCAGGGAGGCCUGCCAGAGAACACAAUAGUUGGCAAAGUGGGGUCUUUCUUGGAUAGCUGCCGGUUUCAAACUGCCCUUACUCACCUGGGAGGAAAAGUUAUACAGGACUUUACAGUAAGCAUUUGAACACUUAGGCAUUGCCCCGCCAUGGUGAUAUACAGGCUAGUCCUUGGGAGAAUCAGGAGUUUGAGGCCAGCUUGGAAUGCAGGAGACCCUGUUUCAAAAACAAUGAAAUACUGAAACUUUUUUUGUGUCUGUUGAAACAAAUACAAAAUAUGAUCGGUGUUGUCUUUUAGAAAGCACUCUUAUUGGGCUGGGAGUGUAGCUCAGAAGGUAGAGAGCUAGUGCAAGGCUGCAUGAACACGGUGUGGUGGUGGUACAUCCCUGUACCUCCACUGUUGGGGAGGUGAAGGUAGGAGAGUCAGGAGGUCCAGGCCAGCCUGGGCCACAUGAGACGCUGUUUAAAAGGACAACAGUUGUUUUGUUUGUAAUUGAGUUACAAUUUGCCUAACAUUAAAGGCACCAUUAGGUACAGUUUGUUUAUAUAUUUAUUUAGUGGGGCUGCGGAUAGAACCCAGGGCAUCACAAGCUAGAUAAGUGCUCUACCAACUGAGCUACAUUCCCAGCCUGAGUUUGGACAAUUUAGAGAAAUAUUUAUACCCAUCACCAUAGUCAAGAUCCAUGAGAUUUCCAUCACCCCCAAACUACCCCCCUACUAUUGCUCUGCAGUCAGUCCCCUCCCCCUCCUCCUCCCCUAGCCCCAGGCAACCACGGAUGGGCCUCCUGUUAUUUAGGAUUAGCUGGGCCUGCUCUUGAGUUUGGUGUGAAUGGGUUCACACUGUGGAGGUUGUGUGUGCAUCUCCUCAGGUACUGUGUGCUGUUUUUGAGGUCCAAGUCUUUACGUGCAUCCAUAGCUCAUUGCUUUUUAUUCCACGGUAUGGCUGUGCCGCUUUAUUUAUCCUUGUGUCCGCUGAUGGGCACUGGGUUGUUUCCAGAUGGAGGCUGUUAGGAAAAGAUGUUUGUGCAAGUUCUCCUCUGUGCAGGGCUUUCAUUGCCCUGGGUAAGUUUCCAGAUGCCAGGCACUUUUCCGAAAGCCUUGUACCACGUUCCAUCCCCACGAGGAAGUGUGUGGUGGUUCUGUUGCCCACGUAUGUGGCCACACUUGGCUCUGUCAGCCUUUUAAUUUUAGCCACGCUGGUAGUUCUGAAGGCGGCAUAUCUCACCGUGGUUUUAACUAAAUUCUAUUUAUUGAAUUGUAAAAGAUAUAUAUGUAUAUAAGAUAGCUAUCUAUAUAUACACACACUAUCUCUCUAGAUACAGUUCUCCCCACUCUGGAUUGAUUUUUCAUUUUUCCUUUUUUAUAUAAGUCAGUAUUUAUAUGUGUAUUUUGAGACACAAUCUCCUGUAGUCAAGGCUGCUUUGGAACUCAAUAUGUAGCCCAGGGUGACCUUGAACUUGUGAUUCUCCUGCUUCCACCUUCUGAGUGCUAAGAUUAUAGACAUGUGCCAUCACACCUGUUUAUGAAGUGCUGGGUACAAACCCUCAGGGUUCUGUGCAUGCCAGGCAAACUGUUCUGUUUGGGCUACACUCCCAACCCCUGUUCUUUGUAAGUUUCAAAAACAAUGUUCAUAUGUGUAUAUGGUAGUUUGGGUUAUGUCCUCAUGAACGUAGAGUCCCUGGGAGACCAGAAGAAGGUGUCAUGGGCAGGCUGCUGUGAACUUGUGGGUGUGGGUGCUGAGAACUGAAUUCAGGUCCUCUGCAACAGCAGUAUGAACUCCUUUUUAAAAAAUGAUUUAUUUAUUCUUA